AUGACGCUGGCUUUUUCUGUACUAUGCUAUGCAGUCGCAUUUGCACCAUCUUUAGCUAUUUUUGUUAAAAUUGUUUCACACGAUGCUUUGAGAGUAAUAUUGUUCUUUCUCGGGUGAGUUUUAAUGGUGUUUACUAUGUUUUAGAGGAAGAAUUUUAUGUAAAUUUUGAUAUUUUAAACUUUUUGAUAUGUUGUUUAUCUUGUUAAUUGAAUUUUUAGUUAAUUCUGAUGUUUUAAAUCUUUUGUGAUGUUAUAUUAAGAAUAUUUAUUUCAGGUCCUUCUUUUGGUUAUUAUCUAUUCUUCUGUCAGGUGCUAUCGCUCUAGUAUCACCAACAAUACCUGCUGUGAUAAUAUCAGCGUUGUUACAAGAAGCUGCACGCGCUGGAUAUUACCUCCUACUUCAUCGUGCUCAACGAGAUCUGGAAAAAGUUGCGACUGGUCGAUUUUCAAGCCUAAAGUCGUCUUUGAAUCAGCGACAUGUUCUGGCAGUCGUGGUUGGAUUGGGGUUUGGAGUUACUGCGGCCUUGUUGAUGCUGGUUAAUGUUUUGGCCGAUUAUUCGGGUCAUGGAGUUGUUGGACUACCAGCUAGUGUCUCUGAGGUAAGGUUUUGUUUUUGUUGUUCUUGGUUUAGAGUGUGGAAGACCUUAGUUUUGUUAAAACAGAAGGUUUGAGGGAGCUUUUAAAAGUAAUUUGAAGAGCAAGUGUGACAAUUUUGGUUUUUUUUAAACAUGAAAACGACAAAUUAUAUUGUUUGUUACCAGUUUUUGCAAAGUUAGUACCUAUAUUGUUACCCAAUCAUAUUUAGAAUUUUUUGGUAUGAAAAGAUGCGAAAGAAAAUAAAGGAAUUUAGAAUAAGUUUCAAGUACUUUAAUGUAUGUAUAAGUUAGUAAAAAUUUCAAAUCAUGUCAGUUAUGAGUUAUUUGUAAUCACAAUUAUUUUUCGGUGUAAAACUUCUUUCGCCAGUCUAUAUAUUCUUAAAUUGCUUUUUUUAGAUAGCGAAGAAUCUUCCAAUAAAGUUGACGAAAGAAGAUGCUGGAUUUCCAUUGAAGUACUCCAUCAGCCAGUCAAUCCUCAUCCUGGAUCAUAUUGCCUGGAACAUUGUUCUCUGGGACGGCUGCCACAAUCGUGCCAACAAUCUAACACGAAACUGGAUUUUUGGUAUCGCAUCUCCUGUCUUUCUCCACGUGCUGAAUAACAUCAUAUCUCUUGGCAAGGAUCAUAUUGGAGCUUUCGUUAUUUUGUGCCAAGUUGUGGUAUUCGCAUUGAGCAGUGUGCAUGCUUAUGUUGUGGUGAAGAAUCCGGCCCAAUUCCGAGGUGUGGCAUCGAACGAGGCUCAUACUGACUAG
Messenger RNA from Bursaphelenchus okinawaensis, 1345 nucleotides. The record is from the annotation of a GenBank genome assembly. Lineage: Eukaryota; Metazoa; Nematoda; Chromadorea; Rhabditida; Aphelenchoididae.